AUGCCAUCCAUGGACCUGCUGUCAUCUGAACUUGAUAAAACCAUCUCUGCCAACGACCUGAUUCUGGUAAUGGGAGACAUCAAUAUAGAUAACUUGAUUCAAGACAACAAGAAAAUCAAAUUUGAGGAGAUGCUCUAUAGCCAUGGACUGGCCAGACUUCCCCUUCCUCCAACAAGAAUAACCAGCCAUAGCCAAACCUCGAUAGACUGCAUCUGUACAAACACUAGAGAAUCUGUAGUGUCCACUGAAGUUCUCAAAACUGGCCUAUCAGACCAUACUGCCCAGAUAUGCACAAUCACAACAGAAAUGGAAAGGUACUUAACAACUCAGUCCAAAAGAAGACACUUCAGUGAAAAAGCAAUAGAAGAACUGAGACGUAGCCUACAGGAACAAGACUGGUCACACAUCAUACAGGCGGAGAGUGUUGAAACUGCUUACAAUGCAUUUAAUGGAAUCAUUCACUCAACAAUAAACGCAACAUGCCCUCUGAAGACAGUCAAAGACAAAAGAAACCCCACCAAAAAUAUAUGGGAUGCCGAAAGCCAGACUCUAAAAAGGUCCUACUUAGAGGCACUCAACAGAGAACUCACCACUGGACACCCCGAUGACAAAAGAGAAACAGCUCAAAGAAAAAAAGCCUAUGAUACAAAACUAAAAACCCUUUGGAAACAGCAAAACGCAGAUUUUGUAGAAAGGUCAGAAAACAAGUCAAAGGCCAUGUGGAGGGUAAUAAAUAAUGAAAAAAAAGAAAAAUCAACCAAGAGUCAACUGGAAGAACUGAAAAUAGGAGAAGAACUCAUACACUCGCCAACAAACAUUGCCAAUCAUCUAAACAACUUCUUCGUUACAAUAGCCGACAAAACUCUCUCCCAAAACCUAAAUGGAAAACCUCCAACACCCAUAACUGGACCAAACAGACAACCUCAGAUACCACUACUAACUUUCGCAGGAACAAACGAACAAGAAAUUGGAAAAAUUAUUGACACUCUAAAAUCUAAAACUUCUGCCGGAGAGGACGAGAUGUCAUCAAAAAUAAUCAAAAAAUGCAAAAAAGAAAUUAUCACACCACUCACAGAUAUAAUAAACAAAUCACUUACCCAAGGAACAUUCCCUAGCCAACUAAAACUAGCAAAAGUCUACCCGAAGUACAAAGGGGGCCCAACAAAUGAACCAAGCAGCUAUCGGCCCAUAUCCCUCAUUUCAACAUUCUCAAAAAUUUUAGAGCGGAAAAUUAAGUCCGAACAGCUUCUGGUGAAUAGAGGAGUGCCUCAGGGCUCAGUUCUCGGCCCCGUCUUAUAUAUAUUACUAACCAACGACUUCCCAAGUUAUCUUGAGAACUACUGUGAAAUGGUUAUGUACGCUGAUGAUACAGCCUUGAUUGUAGCAAGCAAGAACAAAGACCAGCUAGAUGUUGACUCGUACGUCACUUUUAAUAUGGCGAAACAAUAUUGCCUCUAUAAUGACUUGGUUCUAAAUGCCUCCAAAACACAACAGAUAAUCAACACGCCCAGGCAAAACUACCAUGAAGGCCUUCCAGAAGUAAACACAAUAGACUCAGGAAAAUAUCUCGGCAUAAUCAUAGACCAAAAUCUAUCCUGGGAACCCCAUGUGAAUAAACUCUGCAAUAAACUAAGUAGUAGCCUCUAUGUAGUAAGAAGAAUAAAACAAAUUACCAACCCUCAAGUAGCCAUGACAGCAUACUACUCGCUAUUUGAGUCUCACAUGAGAUAUGGUCUGAUAGCCUGGGGAGGGACAACAGCCACAAACCUCCACAGAGUGCUUGUCAUCCAGAAAAGAGCAGUCAGAACUUUGAAAGGCCUUGAACCACUGGACACAUGCCGAGCAGCCUUCAAGGAACUGGGAAUCCUGACCCUCAUAGGACUCUACAUUCAGGAAACAAUCCUAUACGCAAUCAAGACAGGCCAAACAAGAACAGGAGACAGACACCCCUAUCACACCAGACACGGAAGAAACUUCCUACUUGACCAGCACCACCUGAGCCUGACUGAGAAAAAACCAUCCUACAGAGGAGCUUUAUUCUUCAACACACUGCCCGACAGCUUAAGAAGGCUUCCAGAAAAGGAAUUCAUCCCCCCACUAAAAACCUGGUUUCUGCAACGUCCAUUCUACACUAUACAAGAAUUUCUGCAGUGGAGGACUGGAACCCAUAGCUAA
This is a messenger RNA of Homalodisca vitripennis (glassy-winged sharpshooter), 2175 nucleotides long. RefSeq lists its product as uncharacterized. The record is from RefSeq and is a predicted model, not a curated record. The coding region runs from base 1 to 2175 and encodes 724 amino acids. The transcript is spliced from 2 exons. NCBI's taxonomy places the organism in Eukaryota, Metazoa, Arthropoda, Insecta, Hemiptera, Cicadellidae.